AUGCCGAGGAGGAGGAGCCACCGAGGGUCCUCCGGUGCUGGCGGCCGGGGGCGGACCUGCUCUCGCACCGUCCGAGCGGAGCUUUCGUUUUCGGUGAGCCAGGUGGAGCGCGGUCUACGGGAGGGCCACUACGCUCAGCGCCUGAGUCGCACGGCGCCGGUCUACCUCGCUGCGGUUAUUGAGUACCUGACGGCCAAGGUCCUGGAGCUGGCGGGCAACAACGGAGAGAGGAACAUCACUCCCCUGCUGCUGGACAUGGUGGUUCACAACAACAGGCUGCUGAGCACCCUUUUCGACACAACCACCAUCUCUCAAGUGGCCCCCGGCGGGGACUAGCUUCUGACACCCGGCCCCUGGGACCUGGCAGGUCCACUCGUCCACCCACCCGGCCCCAAACUCCCCGGCCCCAAAUCCCCCGGCCUUAAACACCCUCCCCCCCCCCCCAACAACC
This is a messenger RNA of Symphalangus syndactylus (siamang), 451 nucleotides long. RefSeq names its product H2A.B variant histone 1 (gene H2AB1). The record is from RefSeq and is a predicted model, not a curated record. Gene Ontology annotation, cellular component: nucleosome. NCBI's taxonomy places the organism in Eukaryota, Metazoa, Chordata, Mammalia, Primates, Hylobatidae. Gene Ontology annotation, molecular function: DNA binding; protein heterodimerization activity; structural constituent of chromatin.